Molecule: messenger RNA, 1752 nt
Organism: Eucalyptus grandis
Lineage: Eukaryota; Viridiplantae; Streptophyta; Magnoliopsida; Myrtales; Myrtaceae
Product: UPF0481 protein At3g47200
Exons: 3
Coding region: 171-1511 (446 amino acids)
Source: RefSeq, a predicted model, not a curated record
CAUGGUUUCUCGGUAUAUAGUCUGGGAAGCAAACGGGAUUUCUCCAGUGACAACAAGAAAGAAGAACAUACUGAUCUCCAAUCUCAGGUUUUUGCAGAUUCUUAAGAAAUUUUCUCAACUAGCUGAGGUGCAAGGCCUCCUGAAACUGAACUUCUUUUCCAAUUCGCCCAAUGGCAAAAGCACAGCCAAGUGCCACAGAAAUGAGUCAGGUAGUCAAGGAAGUUGCAGUUACCAUAAAGACGAAGAUGGACAACUUGCCUGCCGUGUCCACCGAGUGUUGCAUCUAUCGAGUGCCUGAGAAGUUGCGUAAAGCAAAUGCAGAGGCCUACACACCUCAAGUCAUAUCCAUCGGGCCAUUCCACCGUGGUAAGAAAGAGCUUCAGUUGAUGGAGGAGAUCAAACUGAGGUACUUGACAGGCUUCCUCUGCCGCGGCAAGGCUGACCUCCCAGCUUGUACCAGAAUGAUCAGCGAAUCGGAAGGCCACAUUCGACAAUGCUACCAUGAAAAGCUUACCCAAAGCAGCUGUGAGCUCCUAGAAAUUAUCUUAGUGGACGCAGUUUUUUUAGUUGAGCUGUUCAUAAGGAACCGUAACUGGAACCAUGACCCCAAGCACCGAGACCAGAACGACGAGGUAUUCAGCAAGCAGUGGAUGAGCAAUGCUGUAUUCCACGACGUCCUGCUGCUGGAAAAUCAAGUCCCGUUCUUUGUCCUCGAGAAUCUCUAUAAUCUCACCGCAUUAAGUACCACUGUCACGUUCUUCAAGCUUAGCUACGAGUACUUCAAAGACAUCCUACACGGGCACGAGCUCGCAAGCACGAGAGUUCAGAUGAAGCACCUCGUAGACUACGUGCGAGCCCUGCAACUGCCCUCGUUCCCACGAGGUGUGACGUCCAAAAAUGGCAAGAAAUUCGAGCUGACUCGGAGUGCAAAGGAGCUGCAAGAGGCUGGUGUCAAGUUCAGAUGCGGGGAGGGAAUCUCCUCCCUGCUUGAUGUCGACUUCAGGGACGGGACCCUCGUGAUGCGGCAUGUGGUUGUGCACGAGUGGACUGAGGCAUACUUCAGGAACAUGAUUGCGUACGAGCAGUGCCACCACGACAACAAGUGCAUCAGCAGCUAUGCCAUCCUCAUGGACAGCCUCAUCAACACGCCCGAAGACAUCGACAUUCUAAUUAGCUGUGGAAUUGUGGAAAAUCAGCUAGGGAGUGUGGACAACGUGGCUCGUCUCUUCAACAACAUGUACAAGGAGACCAUGAGGGAGUCCAGCGAGUUCCUCUACACGAACCAGUGCCAGAGCCUGAACACGUACAGCAGAACCCAGUGGAACCGGUGGAAGGCUGCCUGGUACCGGUGGAGGGUCAUCCUGCACCGAGACUACUUCAGCAACCCGUGGUCUGGGAUCUCCGUGGUCGUUGCGGUGUUCCUGCUCGUUCUGACCUUGUUUCAAACUGCGUGUUCCUUUCUGGAUAUUUAUGCGGGCGACGCCUGGAGAUUAUUCCGUAGGCGCAAGUAGUGAUAUAAAAGGCAUUACUGGUACCAAGGAAUGGAAAGUCUCAAACUAAAUUUCCAAUCCUAAACGCUCUUGUCAAUGGCCGCUUCAUUUAUGAAAUAAAGCGUAAAGACCACAGAGGAAAUCUUAAUGAUGCCCGGGAUAAAUAUUGACUUGAGUCUCUCUCCUGCCAGAAAGGUUGACUAAACACUAGAACACACAAACCGUUGGCGAGAUAAAUUUGCCAAGUCAAGACAAGAUUUAG